This is a messenger RNA of Melanotaenia boesemani (Boeseman's rainbowfish), 1378 nucleotides long. RefSeq lists its product as uncharacterized. The transcript has 7 exons. Bases 141 to 1076 code for a protein of 311 amino acids. The record is from RefSeq and is a predicted model, not a curated record. Gene Ontology annotation, molecular function: dioxygenase activity. Lineage: Eukaryota; Metazoa; Chordata; Actinopteri; Atheriniformes; Melanotaeniidae.
UUUCACCCAUUGGCUGAAAAAUACCACGUGACUCAACCCUCAGUCAGCCAAAGGUCGCGCGACUGUGCGAAGCUUUUACAACUUCUGCAUUCAGUUUUGCAAGUAUUAUAUAUUUUCCUUCUGGUUUAAAAGCUAAAAAAAUGAACAUUCCUGUGGUGGAUUUCAGCACUUACAACCUCAAUGAGACAAAUAUUAGUGACGAACAGCUGAACUAUUUAGGUAAAGAGCUGAAAAAUGCCUUCACCGAAAUUGGUUUUGUUUUCCUGAAAAACACGGGGAUCACUCAGGAGGAGGUAAACCGUGUUAUGGACAUAUCCAAGAAAUUCUUUCUGCAGCCUGAUGAACUGAAGCAGCCCUUCAGCAGGAAAAGCUUUGCAAACCAUCCCAACCAUGGCUGGGUGUCAUUGGAGACUGAGAGGUUGAAUCCAGUUCGUCCUGGAGACCUUAAGGAGUCAUUCAACACUUCCUCAUUUCACCCUGACAUAAAAUGGCCAUCAUCGGGCGCUGUAAUGGGCUUCCAGGAGAUCCAGACAACUUUCUUCCAGCGCUGUAAAGAGCUGAGUCUUCGGGUGCUGAGGGUGAUGGCCCACAGCCUGGGUCUGGACCCAGAUGUGUUCCUGAGUGCUCACUGUUUUAUAGGAACUGAUUGCAAUGGGACAACACUGCGGUCCCUUUACUACCCACCUGUGAACCAUGAGAAAGCAAAGGACGGUCAGCUGCGGUGUGGAGAGCAUUCAGACUAUGGCAGCAUCACUUUACUGUUUCAGGGCUCUGAUGGCCUGCAGGUCUGUAAUCGUUCUGGUGAAUUUAUCUCUGCUCCCACUGUCCCUGGAGCCGUCCUCAUCAAUAUUGCUGACCUGAUGCAACGCUGGACUAGUGAUCAGUUUAUUUCAGUGCGUCACAGGGUUUUACUGCCCCCUGUUGGAGACUCCUGCACGCGCCAGUCCCUGGCAUAUUUUGUCCAACCAGAUGAUGAGGCUCUGAUCACCUGCUGUGACGGCUCAGACAAAUACCCACCAGUUACAUCAGGCGCCUACCUCAUGGAGCGCUUCAGAGUGUCAUAUGGGGCUAGCUGAAGUCAUUCUCAUCAUUUUUUUCAAAUGUUUUGUCCACAAAUUAUAAAUUAGUUUGAGAAAUGAGAAAAGUUUGGAGGCACCCAAAAUGAUCUAAUUAUUUACAAAUCAUACAACCUUGUAUCACACAGUGGUUUUACUUGUUUAAUAGUGAUUUGAAUAUGAUUUUUUUUAUUAAAUCAGUGGGCUGAAUUUGUGCAAUGCAACUAUACAAAUGGUAUGUUUGCCAGCUCAUUCAUUUUAUUGUUAACAUUCAAACCAUGAACAACAUUGUCAUGAACUUGAUAAACAAGAUGAUGAACAGA